Molecule: messenger RNA, 333 nt
Organism: Opisthorchis viverrini
Lineage: Eukaryota; Metazoa; Platyhelminthes; Trematoda; Opisthorchiida; Opisthorchiidae
Exons: 2
Coding region: 1-333 (110 amino acids)
Source: RefSeq, a predicted model, not a curated record
AUGGAGUUCGCUUUUCCACCAGGUUCCGGACCACGACUUCUUUUUGGACAUCGUUUGAAAGUACAUACACUACACACAGAGCUGACAGAUUCUCGGCAGAGACAAAUAUGCCUGACUGUGAGCAGAUCGGUUGAAGUUCAGCACUCAAUGUGCACAAUGCAUCUUUCCAAGAAGACACUUCGUAAAGAUGAUGGUUGCUUUCCUGCAGUCAUUGCGGAAUACGAUGCUUGUUGCCAUUGCCCAAAAAUUGCACCAUGCGAGUGGAGAGCGUUUAACACCCUGAGACCGGUAGAUAGUAUUGUCAUUACGAAGGCCGAUAAGGGUAAGCCAUAG